AAAAUAAAAGUAAUAACCAGGCCUUAACCAAAUAUAACCAACUCUGGGCACUGUCCUCAAACCACUUAGAGGCGCAAAAAAAUAUUAGUCACUGCAAUGCAGAAGUGAAAUGAACAAGUUGCACAAUUCUGAGGCAAAGUACUCGCAUUUCCGGAUCCCCUCUAGCCUUUGCUUCACGUCUUUAUGGUACCGGGUCCUCCACUGUUCAUUGUCUUCCGGUCCUGGUGCCAGGGCUACAGCCGCCCGCUGGGUCCAAAACGGCUGUUUGUGUGUUUCCCGACAGCCCCCGCGCUGGAGACUUGUACACAAUCAUCAUGGCGUCCCAGGACGAAGUGGAAGAGUUGGGGAUGGAGGCAGACGAGCAGAAGACUCAGCUGGCCAGCGCAGAAGGUGGGGACAGCAGCUCUCAGGCUUCAGAAAGUGUUUCAGCACCGGCAGAUGCAGACAGUUCUGUGAGCAAUGGAGGGGACUCUGAGACAGACAAAGAGCUUGUAGAAGUUAAAAUUAUUUGGAACAAGAACAAGUACGACUUGAAACUCCCGCUGGACAGUACCGGAGCAAGCCUUAAGCAGAAGAUUCAUUCUCUCACAGGUCUUCCACCAGCCAUGCAGAAAGUCAUGUUUAAGGGGCUAGUCCCUGAGGACAAAACACUAAGGGAAAUUAAAAUCUCCAACGGUGCAAAGGUCAUGGUUGUAGGAUCCACAAUCAAUGACGUGUUGGCCGUGACAACCCCCAAAGAGACUAUUCAGCAAGAGGUGAAAGAAGAGGAAAGCAAGAAGGAGCCUUUGUGCAGACAGAAGCAACACCGAAAGGUGCUGGACAAGGGCAAACCUGAUGACGUGAUGCCAUCGCUGAAAGGUGUCCAGGAGCGUCUUCCAACCACACCGAUAUCCGGCAUGUACAAUAAGUCUGGGGGGAAAGUUAGGCUGACGUUCAAACUGGAGCAAGAUCAGUUGUGGAUUGGUACGAAAGAGAGGACAGAAAAAAUCCCCAUGGGUUCUAUUAAGAAUGUGAUUACAGAGCCGAUUGAAGACCACGAUGACUAUCACAUGAUGGCAUUUCAGCUGGGUCCUACUGAAGCAUCUUACUACUGGGUAUACUGGGUCCCCGCACAAUAUGUGGAUGCCAUCAAGGACACGGUAUUAGGCAAAUGGCAGUAUUUUUGAAGAUACGUUCACCUCUGGCACGAGACACAAACCGCUGGAAGGAGCCACAAACCACCACCAUCUUUCCCAAUUCC
This is a messenger RNA of Spea bombifrons (plains spadefoot toad), 1240 nucleotides long. It is a transcript of the gene UBFD1, whose product is annotated as ubiquitin family domain containing 1. The coding region runs from base 315 to 1166 and encodes 283 amino acids. NCBI's taxonomy places the organism in Eukaryota, Metazoa, Chordata, Amphibia, Anura, Pelobatidae. The transcript has 7 exons. The record is from RefSeq and is a predicted model, not a curated record. Gene Ontology annotation, molecular function: RNA binding; cadherin binding.